GGUUCACGAAACUUCAUCCUCAUUACCCUUUUGCGAUACCACAAUGCAAGCUGCCGCCAACGCUGCCCAAAAUUAUAUGGGACCUCUUCCCACCGAUGUCCAUCCAGAGUAUGAGCCCGCAGAAUCAGGGGAGAAGAUGAGGGCUUUGGCCUGGUUUGGUACCAAGGACGUGCGGAUGAUCGACGCCCCUAUUCCCAAAGUCACGGAGCCGGACGACGUCAUCCUCAAAGUCACUGCGACUACUAUCUGCGGCAGUGAUCUGCACCUGUAUCAUGGAGAAAUUAUGGCCCUGCAAAAGGGAGAAAUCCUUGGACAUGAAUUCAUGGGUGUCGUCGACUCUGUCGGCCCUAGUGUGAAAAACCUCGAACCAGGCCAGCGUGUCGUCGCCUCGUUCCAAAUCGCCUGUGGCGAAUGCGAGUUUUGCAAGAAAAAGAUUUCGUCCAUGUGUGACCGCACCAAUCCAUCUUCCCUUCAGAAAGCGAUGUAUGGAACCACUGACGCUGGAUUUUUUGGGUACUCCCAUUUCGCGGGAGGAUUCCCUGGAGGUCAGGCUGAAUACGUUCGCGUUCCCAAAGGAAACGUGAACCUUCUCCCCGUCCCUGACGACCUCGCGGACGAGCAAGUACUCUUCCUUAGUGACAUACUCCCGACAAGUUACCAUGCUGUCGUCGAUACUGGAGUCGAAGAGGGCGAUACUGUUGCUGUUUGGGGUCUUGGACCAGUCGGCAUGUAUGUUGCCAAAUUUGCUCUGCUGAAGGGUGCUUCCAAGGUUAUCGGCAUCGACCAAGUCCCCGAACGACUCGAGUUCGCCGAACAAUCUCUCGGUAUCGAGACUAUCAACUUCAAGGAACACAAAGACGUACCCGCACGUAUCCGAGAAAUAAUUGGAGAGAAGGGUGUGGACGUUUGCAUUGAUGCAGGCUCCUUCCAUGAACCCAAGUCGUUCACACACAAGGUUCAGAAGUUCCUAAUGCUCGAAACCGACGCCCCAGAGACAAUCAACGAAAUGUUGCUCGCUGUUCGUAAGAUGGGCAGGUGUGGCAUCAUCGCAGUCUACGCCGGAUAUGCGAACGGUGUUAACGUCGGUGCCUUGAUGGAGAAGGGUAUCCGUUUGAUUGGAAAUGGUCAAGCACCAGUCCAUCUCUACUGGAAGGAUAUCUUGGAGAACUACAUUAAGACCGGGAAGCUGGAUCCUACAUUUAUCAUUUCCCAUAGGGUAGGUUUGGAAGAUCUGCCUGCCCUCUACGCCGCGUUCGACGCGAGGACAGCUGGCGUGGAAAAGGUGGUGGUGGAUACAAAAUUCACGAAGGCGCUGGGAAGACGCAGCGACAACGUUCCACCUUUGACCAGGGUUCAAGAUUGGAAGAACGACCCUGAAAAGUCCAGUAUCUCAGUGAAUUAGUUGGUUCGUAAUCGGAAUCGUAGUAGCAGUUUCGGACCUGUAUAUUAGUAUGUAGCAACCCCCAAUUUAACUGUCACCUG
Coprinopsis cinerea okayama7#130 is the source of this 1482-nucleotide messenger RNA. RefSeq names its product R,R-butanediol dehydrogenase. Gene Ontology annotation, molecular function: oxidoreductase activity; zinc ion binding. NCBI's taxonomy places the organism in Eukaryota, Fungi, Basidiomycota, Agaricomycetes, Agaricales, Psathyrellaceae. The transcript has 9 exons. Bases 44 to 1402 code for a protein of 452 amino acids. The record is from RefSeq and is a predicted model, not a curated record.